UUUCCUGAUAGCCUUUUACCGGAUUCAGUAGAAAUUGCUUUACGUUUGGAAAAUUAUGUGAACAAGAAAGUAUACAUUUUGGGAGAUACUUCUUGUGGUAGUUGUUGUGUUGAUGAAAUAACUGCACAGCAUAUUAAUGCAGAUAGUAUAAUACAUUUUGGUCAUGCUUGUUUAAAUCCUACUACCCGUUUACCUGUAUUUCAUGUUUUACCCAAAAAAGAGGUUGAUACAACAGAAGUUAUUAAUAAGUUUAAACAAAAAUUUGAGAAUCAAUCUGAAAAAAUUUUAUUUUUUUAUGAUAUUGCUUAUGCACAUAAAACAGAAAAUAUAUAUAAAAUAUUGAGUUCUAUUUAUAAAAAUUUAAUCUUUACUUCAUUAAACUGUACUUCUAAUGUGAAAUUCACAGAUACAAAACAUUGUUCAUCUACAGUAAUCUUAGGUAGGUGUUUUAAAUUAGAUAAGGAAUACAAAAUAGAAGAUUAUGCAGCAUUUUUCCUGGGAAACGAUGGAAAAACAUUCACUACAUUAGCAAUAACAAUUCCUGCAAAAAAGUGGUACUAUUUUGAAAAUAAUAAUGUUGUUGAAUAUGAAGCUUUAAAUACACCAUGGUUAAAAAGAAGAAGGUUUUUAGUUGAAAAAUUAAAAGAUGCCAAAGUUGUUGGUAUAGUUGUAGCUACUCUAGGCAUUAAAGAUUAUCUUAAAAUAAUAACAAUGGUUAAGCAUAUUUUAAAAGAAAAAAAUAAAAAAUCUUAUAUUUUGAGUGUUGGUAAAAUUAAUCCAACAAAACUUGCUAAUUUUCCUGAGAUUGAUGCCUUUGUUGUGAUAACAUGUCCUGAAAAUGAAAUAUUUGAUUCUAGAGAAUUCUUUAAACCAAUACUAAUGCCUUAUGAAGUAGAAUUAGCAUUUAAUAGUUCAAGGGAAUGUUAUACACAAAGUUGUAUGGACUUUAGACAAAUACUUCCUGGAGGAAUAAAUUAUAUUGAUUUUAAGGCAUCAACAGAUUCAGAUGUCUCUUUAAUUACUGGUGAACUUAGAAACUGUAAUGAAAGUGCUCUAUGCACAGAUAAGAUGAAUGCUCUAGUAAUUAAUAAUUCAACAGGUGUUGUUGCAAUCGGGAAAGCAGGAGCUGAAUUUUUACAUAAUAGAUCAUGGAAAGGAGUUGAACAAAGAUUAGGCAAAGAUGCAGUACAUUCAGCAGAAAUUGGCCGCUCUGGUUUACCAAACUGUUAUGAAAAUGAAUCUAUUUCUAUAAAAAAAGAUAACGAAUGAAUAUAAUAAAUACAAUAAUGUCCGUAAUGUAAUAUCACAGACGUGGUACACAAUAGACCUAUCACCCAAUUUAUUUCUUUGUCCCACAUCGCGGGGCUCUAGAGCUCCCAUACCAUUUUCGUGUCGUUUCC
Molecule: messenger RNA, 1400 nt
Organism: Habropoda laboriosa
Lineage: Eukaryota; Metazoa; Arthropoda; Insecta; Hymenoptera; Apidae
Gene: Dph2
Product: diphthamide biosynthesis protein 2
Exons: 4
Biological process (GO): protein histidyl modification to diphthamide
Molecular function (GO): 2-(3-amino-3-carboxypropyl)histidine synthase activity
Source: RefSeq, a predicted model, not a curated record